This is a messenger RNA of Dermatophagoides pteronyssinus (European house dust mite), 1099 nucleotides long. RefSeq names its product arrestin domain-containing protein 3-like. Gene Ontology annotation, biological process: protein transport. Gene Ontology annotation, cellular component: cytoplasm. The record is from RefSeq and is a predicted model, not a curated record. Lineage: Eukaryota; Metazoa; Arthropoda; Arachnida; Sarcoptiformes; Pyroglyphidae.
CAUCUAUUCUUUCUACAUCUGUAAAGAAACAGAGAUUUCAACUUUGAUAUUCAAACGAAAAAUUCAUUGUUUUAUCGUUGAUCAAUCGUUGUAUCGUUGUUAAAUAAUUGUUAAUCAUCAUGAAAAUCAUACUUGAACAAAAUGAUAUUUACGAACCAGGACAAUAUAUUCGUGGUGUUAUUGUAUUUAAUGCUGUUGGUGAUAUACCUGUUAGUGAAUGUAAUGUUAAUCUGAUUUGUAUGGCCGAAGUUGGUUGGACUGAAAAUCCCGGUAUUAAAGAUGAAGGUCAUUCAUUUCAUAUUAAACAUAAAUUAAUGGAUAUAUCAUAUGAAUUAUUGGCUUUAAAUGGUGAAUCAUAUUAUCGUUUAGGUCAUCAUGAAAUUCCAUUUGAAUUUUAUUUACCUGAAAAUUUGAAUUUACCAUCAUCGUAUCAAAGUCGUUUUGGUUCGAUUGUUUAUUCAGUGGAUGUUAAAAUUGGUGAAAAACUUAAACGUAGAGAAAUAUUGGUUGAAGUACCGAUACGGAAAAAUCUUUGGUUAUCGGUUGGUGGUACAUCGGAAAAAGAUUUUGGUGUUUUAUCAUUUGCAUCCGGUAAAAUUACAAUGCAAGCUACAUUACGUAAAAAAGGAUAUUAUCGUGGUGAAGAAUUGAUUGUUGAUUAUGUUAUUGAUAAUUGUUCAACAGCAACCGUAAAACCAAGAGUUACAUUUUUUCAAACACAAAUCUAUAUGACAGGUGAAAGACAUAAAACAGUUGAAAGUUCAUUAACCGAAGCUAUUGAAGGUGAUGAAAUUGGAUCACAUACUAUGAUUGAUGAUGGUAAUCUAACCGUUACUAUACCGGUUGAUAUACCAUUAUCAAUUAAAUCCGAAUAUAUAACACUUAAAUAUUUUUUACAUUUAACAUUAGAUAUACCAUUGGCUAUUGAUAUACAUAUUAAUUUACCGGUGGUUAUAACAACAAGAUCAUCACUUGAAAAUACCUAUGAUCAACAACAACAACGACAUUAAAUAUUUCAAAAUAAUUUUUAUUCAAUAUUACACUUUUAAUUUAUAUAUUUAGUCAUUUGUUUGUUUUCACCCAUUGUUAUUUUUUUGUU